Molecule: messenger RNA, 789 nt
Organism: Verticillium nonalfalfae
Lineage: Eukaryota; Fungi; Ascomycota; Sordariomycetes; Glomerellales; Plectosphaerellaceae
Exons: 3
Coding region: 1-789 (262 amino acids)
Source: RefSeq, a predicted model, not a curated record
AUGGAAAGCGCUGCAACAUUACGAGCUGGAAACCUCUUCAGCGUAACAGGACUCAUCGCAGUCGUGACAGGUGGCGGUACAGGCCUAGGUCUUCUUAUGACCAAAGCACUGGUUGCCAAUGGGGCCACUGUUUAUAUAUUGGGAAGGCGCGGCGAUGUUCUGAGGCAGGCCGCUCAGAGUACAAGCGUUGAGGCUGUGAAGCCGGUUAUUUGCGAUGUCACAUCCAAGGCAAGCCUCACAUCCGCCGCAAAUGUGAUCUCAGCGGAUAGAGGAUACAUCAAUCUGCUCAUCUGCAACGCCGGUAUCAGUGGUCCGCAGACGCAUCGAUCAUCUUCUAAGGACCAGAUAUCGGUCGAAGAUUUCUCAUGUGUCAACAUGGACGUGCCAAUUGAAGAUUAUACUCGAACCUUCGAGGCGAAUGUUGUUGCGACCUGGUACACUACCAUGGCCUUCCUGAAACUCCUAGACGCCGGCAACAGAAAGGGAAACGUGAGGCAGAAGUCUCAGGUAGUGGCCAUCACGUCCAUCGCCGCUUUCAACAAGGUAAACACGGCCGGGUUCGCUUACAGUCAGUCCAAGGCGGCAUGUACGCAUCUGAUGAAGAAUCUAGCUGUCGCACUGCCAAGGUGGGAGAUACGAGCAAACAUGAUAUGCCCAGGACGUCAGUACAUCGAACUUUCCUCCUCCUUCAACAUUGUAGCUCACUUUGAAUCUCCAAGUAUACCCGAGCGAGAUGUCCGGCCCCAUCAUAGACCGAGGAGGGGUUGGAAGGGACAUGGUUCCACUUGA